Messenger RNA from Nerophis ophidion (straightnose pipefish), 2339 nucleotides. RefSeq names its product integrator complex subunit 11 (gene ints11). The record is from RefSeq and is a predicted model, not a curated record. Gene Ontology annotation, biological process: snRNA processing. Bases 269 to 2071 code for a protein of 600 amino acids. The transcript has 17 exons. Gene Ontology annotation, cellular component: nucleus. NCBI's taxonomy places the organism in Eukaryota, Metazoa, Chordata, Actinopteri, Syngnathiformes, Syngnathidae.
AGAGUUCGUCUCUACUUUAGUAUUAUUCAGAAUUAACAAAAAACAAGCCAGCAUUCCAACGUGAUCAAACCGUGUGAAAUGACACCUUGUCUUGUUUUGAAAUACACCCGCCUGGAAGUUGUCAAACAAACAUGGCGAAAUAAUAGCAAAUGGUCUUACCUACAUUGGAGCAUAAACUAUUCCUUUCAAACUGCUAUAUUGUUCACCAGGAGCCGGUUUUCUUCCGUCAUUUAGUUGCAAAAAAAAAACAGAAAGCUAAUGCCAGAAGAUGCCGGAAAUAAAAGUCACACCACUGGGAGCUGGACAGGAUGUUGGACGCAGCUGCAUCAUCGUCUCCAUUGGAGGCAAAAACAUCAUGCUGGACUGUGGCAUGCAUAUGGGAUACAAUGAUGAUAGACGUUUCCCAGAUUUCUCCUACAUCAUCCAGAACGGACGCCUGACUGACUUUUUGGACUGCGUGAUCAUCAGCCACUUCCACCUGGACCACUGCGGCGCUCUACCUUACAUGAGCGAGAUGGUGGGCUACGACGGCCCCAUCUACAUGACCCACCCCACCAAGGCCAUCUGUCCCAUCCUGCUGGAGGACUUCCGCAAGAUCACCGUGGACAAGAAGGGCGAGACCAACUUCUUCACCUCGCAGAUGAUCAAGGACUGCAUGAAGAAAGUCGUGCCCCUCAACCUGCACCAGACCGUCCAGGUGGACGACGAGCUGGAGAUCAAGGCGUACUACGCCGGCCACGUCCUGGGCGCCGCCAUGGUGCUCAUCAAAGUGGGCUCGGAGUCGGUGGUCUACACCGGGGACUACAACAUGACACCUGACAGACAUUUAGGGGCGGCCUGGAUCGACAAGUGCCGGCCAGACAUCCUCAUCUCCGAGUCCACGUAUGCCACCACCAUCCGGGACUCCAAGAGGUGCAGAGAGCGGGACUUCCUGAAGAAAGUGCACGAGAGCAUCGAGAGAGGAGGGAAAGUUCUCAUUCCAGUCUUUGCCCUGGGGCGAGCUCAGGAGCUCUGCAUCCUCUUGGAAACCUUCUGGGAGCGGAUGAACCUGAAGGCGCCCAUCUACUUCUCCACGGGCCUGACGGAGAAGGCCAACCACUACUACAAGCUCUUCAUCACCUGGACCAACCAGAAGAUCCGGAAGACCUUUGUGCAGAGGAACAUGUUUGAAUUCAAGCACAUCAAGGCCUUCGACCGCUCCUACGCCGACAACCCGGGACCUAUGGUGGUGUUCGCCACGCCGGGGAUGCUGCACGCCGGACAGUCCCUGCAGAUCUUCAAGAAAUGGGCGGGCAAUGAGAAGAACAUGGUCAUCAUGCCGGGUUACUGCGUGCAAGGAACCAUCGGACACAAAAUCCUGAACGGACAGAGGAAGCUGGAGAUGGAAGGCAGGGCCACGCUGGAGGUCAAGCUGCAGGUGGAGUACAUGUCUUUCAGCGCCCACGCCGACGCCAAGGGCAUCAUGCAGCUCAUCCGCAUGGCGGAGCCUCGCAACGUGCUGCUGGUCCACGGCGAGGCGGCCAAGAUGCAGUUCCUCAAGGGGAAGAUCGAGCAGGAGUUCAGUGUCGACUGCCACAUGCCGGCCAACGGCGAGACCGCCACGGUGACCACCAACCCCAGAGUUCCGGUGGAUAUGUCGCUCAACCUUCUCAAGAGGGAAGUGGCCCUGGGAGGUUCUUUACCCGAUCCCAAAAAGCCCCGCGUCAUGCACGGAACCCUCAUCAUGAAAGACAACGGCCUCAAGCUGGUGUCGUCGGAACAAGCGCUGAAGGAGCUGGGACUCAACGAGCAUCAGCUGCGCUUCACGUGCCGUGUGCAGCUCCACGACCCCCACAGCGACCCCGACACGCUCCGGCGAAUCUACAUGCACCUCAAGAGCGUCUUAAAGGGCUACGCCGUCCAGCACCUCCCCGAUGGCACCGUCAUGGUGGACUCCAUCGUCAUCAAAGUGUCGUCGUCCGCCGACGACGUCAACACCAAGAUCAUCCUGCUGUCCUGGAGCUACCAGGAUGAAGACCUCGGCAGCUUCCUGUCCACUCUGCUGAAAAAAGGCCUUCCGUCCGGACUCUGAAUUCGCAAAACGACGGAAAACGGGACAAAUUGGGUAGGCUCCCAAUAGCCACGUGUUGCUAGGCAGAAUCUGAAUGACGCGCAAGGACAGGGAGAGUCGGCAGAAACACAGUAUUAGUUUAUUUGUACACCUUCACACUGCAGAACGUACUGCGAUCACCUGACUAAAGUUGAAAAGUGGGAUAAUUGCUGGUCACGUCCGCACUCAAUAGGGAUUUGUUGUACAAAGUGUGUACUAAUAACAAUAAUAAACACUUUUUUAAUGAAAA